Messenger RNA from Cercospora beticola, 1788 nucleotides. RefSeq names its product glutamate N-acetyltransferase (gene ARG7). Gene Ontology annotation, cellular component: mitochondrial matrix. Gene Ontology annotation, molecular function: L-glutamate N-acetyltransferase activity, acting on acetyl-CoA as donor; L-glutamate N-acetyltransferase activity, acting on acetyl-L-ornithine as donor. The record is from RefSeq and is a predicted model, not a curated record. Gene Ontology annotation, biological process: L-ornithine biosynthetic process; L-arginine biosynthetic process. Lineage: Eukaryota; Fungi; Ascomycota; Dothideomycetes; Mycosphaerellales; Mycosphaerellaceae.
GUCUGCCAUUGACUCAACAUCACGGCAUCAGUGGCCUUUAUAAUACGAGCAGCCACUUCAGCUUACGGUGCCGUGUCGACACUGACACAACACAGUCUGGACUUGUCAUUGGUUUGAUCUCAAUUUGAUACAAUUCCACCUCGUUUUGCCUUUGCCGUAAACAUGGCCCCCAAGGGCACAGCAGCCAGAAGACUGCUUGCCGCAGCAGUGCAAGUCCGCCAAUAUUCAGCGCCUGCAGACAGAACCAUUCCCGCGGCGAAACAGAAAUAUGUACCUACGUCUGGCACUUAUCCGAAAGGCUUUCUGGCCGGUAGCGCCUUUGCUGGCGUGAAAGCGAGUAAUACAAAAUACGACGAUCUGGCUCUCGUCGUGUCUGAGGAGCCAUGUCCCGCAACAGCGGUAUUCACACAGAACAUCUUCAAAGCUGCCCCAGUGCAGGUGUCCCAACAACUGCUGCGUAAAAGUCCCUCCCAAGGAUUCCGAGGCGUGGUUGUCAACUCCGGAUGUGCCAAUGCGGUGACAGGCGUGGAAGGUCGAGAACACGCCGAGAUCAUGGCCAGAACGACUGACGGUGCAUUCAACAACGGCGAGAACCAGGAAAGCCCAUCAACACUCGUCAUGAGCACAGGCGUCAUUGGCCAGAAGCUACCCAUCGAGAAAAUCACCAGUGCCAUCCCCAAGCUGAAAUCGAACAUUGGCAACACUCACGAGCAUUGGCUCAAUGCGGCGAAUGCCAUCUGCACGACCGACACAUUUCCAAAGCUCAUCUCUCGACAAUUUACUCUACCAUCAUCCCCAGGCACCACAUACUCCAUCGCCGGCAUGACCAAAGGUGCAGGCAUGAUCCACCCGAACAUGGCAACUCUCCUUGCCAUCGUGUGCACCGAUGCCAAGAUCGACUCAGAAUCUAUGCCCUUCCUCCUGCAAAAAACCGUCGUCGACUCGUUCAACAGCAUCUCCAUCGACGGAGACACCAGCACAAACGACACGCUCGCCUUCUUCGCCAACGGAGCCGCUGCACCAGCCGAUGCCAAACCACUCUCCUACACCUUCAAAGAUCCGAACCCAUUCCAGCAAUACAAAUCCCGCAACCCCGACAGACGCUUCGUCAGACCAGAUAUGUCACCAGACAUGGCCACCUUCGAACAAGUUCUCAGCGACUUCCUCAAAGACCUCGCCAAACUCGUCGUCCGCGAUGGUGAAGGCGCUACAAAAUUCGUCACAAUCCGCGUACGAUCCGACGUCUCCAAAGUCACCGCCAAACGAGCCGCAGUUUCCAUCGCCCGCUCGGCUCUGGUCAAAACAGCCCUCUACGGCAAAGACGCCAACUGGGGCCGCAUUCUCUGCGCAAUCGGCUACGCCCCAGGUAUCAUGUCCUCGCAAACCAUUUCCCGCAAAGACCUCACCAAGGGAAUGAUGAUUCGCACAAAGACCAAGAUUCCCUAUGAUAAACUCCACCAAGUCGAGCCUGCAAUGACUUCGGUGUCUUUCAUUCCUGCAGAUGGAUCCGAGGAACUCAAGCUGUUGGUCCGAGGCGAACCACAAGACGUAGACGAGGUGCGUGCGAAAGAGAUUCUCGAAAUGGAAGAUUUGGAAAUUCUCGUCAGGUUGGAAGACCGUGAUGAGCCAGCCAUCAACGAUGAUGGAAAGGAACGUAUGACACAUGAAGCUGUGUUUUGGACUUGUGAUUUCAGUCACGAGUAUGUGACCAUUAACGGCGACUACAGGACUUGAGAAUUCUGGUCUUCUCCGGUAGAAAGUUCUGUAAGAUAUAGGAAAAAUUGGGCA